CGGCGACAAGCGCGGGCGGCGGGUUGGAAAUCACAAGAACGCGUCUUCGCAUCGCGGUCUCCCACCCGCCAACAAAGAACCUACGGCUUCCCCACCCUUUUCUCUGUCUCUCUUUCCCCUCCUUCCCUCUCAAUUGAAAAAGCAUCUACGGCCUUCAUAACUUCCUUCCUUCUUGAUACCUCUUCAGCGCUUCCUCUUUCGAUCAUCAUCUGCAGCACCAAAGAUUGACAUAAUGGCAAACUCGGCGUCGGGGAUGGCGGUCAACGACGAGUGCAAGCUCAAGUUCCUGGAGCUGAAGGCGAAGAGGAUACACAGGUUCAUCGUGUUCAAGAUCGACGAAAAGUUGCAGCAGGUGACGGUAGACAAGAUCGGGGGUCCGUCCGAGAGCUACGACGACUUCACCGCCUGCAUGCCCGCCAAUGAGUGCCGCUACGCCGUCUUCGACUUCGACUUCAUCACCUCCGAGAACUGCCAGAAGAGCAAGAUCUUCUUCAUCGCCUGGUCGCCUGACACUUCCAGAGUGAGGAGCAAGAUGCUGUACGCGAGCUCCAAGGACAGAUUCAAGAGAGAGCUGGACGGCAUCCAGGUGGAGUUGCAGGCCACAGAUCCCAGCGAAAUGGGGAUCGACAUCAUACGCGCCCGCGCCUUAUAGAGCAACACUCGACCACCAUUAAUCACCUCCCUUUCUUCUUUGGCUCGUAUUCGCUGCUCACAGUGCGACCCUUCAAAUCGAGAUGCUAGCUACCGACUCUUGUGCCAUUAAUAUUCUAUUCAAUUUUUAUUUACAUGCUGAAGACUGUUUUAAAAUCUCUAAUGUCAUUACUGGAUGUGAAGAUUCUUGAUGAACUCUGCCAUUGAGUUCUCCUUCUUUUGGUUCCAUUGGCUGUGUGUAUCUAAGAUUUCUUAUGGUUGUUGGUAUAUCUUCUAGAAG
Nymphaea colorata (pocket water lily) is the source of this 931-nucleotide messenger RNA. RefSeq names its product actin-depolymerizing factor 1. The transcript is spliced from 3 exons. The record is from RefSeq and is a predicted model, not a curated record. Gene Ontology annotation, biological process: actin filament depolymerization. Gene Ontology annotation, cellular component: cytoplasm; actin cytoskeleton. Gene Ontology annotation, molecular function: actin filament binding. The coding region runs from base 233 to 652 and encodes 139 amino acids. NCBI's taxonomy places the organism in Eukaryota, Viridiplantae, Streptophyta, Magnoliopsida, Nymphaeales, Nymphaeaceae.